Racocetra persica is the source of this 248-nucleotide messenger RNA. The record is from the annotation of a GenBank genome assembly. Lineage: Eukaryota; Fungi; Glomeromycota; Glomeromycetes; Diversisporales; Gigasporaceae.
CGGCAAUGAAAGCUUUUAAAGGCUCAGUAGAAGCAGCAAAGCCAGAGAAAUUUAAAAACUUGGACCCCGAAAUAAAAAAGAUAUGGGACCGAAAAUAUUCUUUUUCGGAUGGAAACAGGUUAAGAUUUGGAGCGUGGAGAUUUGAUGAGGUUAAAAAAUUUGACAGAGAAACAAUGGAAGAAUAUGUAAAGAAAUUAGAAGAAGGCGAUGAAGAAGUGAAAAAUUGGGGAUACACAGAAAGAUUGUGA